Molecule: messenger RNA, 933 nt
Organism: Sebastes umbrosus (honeycomb rockfish)
Lineage: Eukaryota; Metazoa; Chordata; Actinopteri; Perciformes; Sebastidae
Product: thy-1 membrane glycoprotein-like
Exons: 4
Coding region: 106-588 (160 amino acids)
Source: RefSeq, a predicted model, not a curated record
UCUGUAUCGCUCCCACCUCAUCUCAGACAUUGAAGCUGUUUAUAUCUCCCAGCCGGACAAGAGCACGCAGGCAGGAGCUGCUACAUCAUCCAGCCCUGACAGGAGAUGGAUGGGUGCUUUUCCAUCAUGCUCAACUCUCUGUUUGUCUUUGGAGUGCUGGGAGUGUUGCUGAUCCCAGCAAAGUGCGAUCGGAUAUUGGUGUGCCUUGAAGAUGACAACGACCUGAGAGUGGACUGUCUGAUCGAGCCCAAGCUCAACAAGAUCAACAGCUAUGAGUUCUCUUGGUCCAAUGGGACCAGAGAGUCCGUCAUUAACACUAAUGUGUCUGGUUCAGUAGCAGAAGGCCAGUUCAAAGACAAAAGCUCUGUGACGGAGCUGAAGCCUCACGGCUACAGGAUGACCCUGGAUGACUUCACAGACAAACUCCCACACAACACCACCUACAUGUGCAAAAUAUCUAAGGACCUUGCCAGCGUCAAUGUGGAGAAAGAACAUCUGGUCCCGUGUUCAGCCGUGAGCAUGUUCCUGAAGAGCUCCUGCUCCUGGAUCGUUUGUCUGCUGCUCUUCUUCUAUCAAACACGCAGCUAAAAAAAAAACAUGCAAGCUUUGUGCUGGCACACCCACAUGUAAUCACGCCUGUAUGCAUCUGUCCACAUCAAUAACCACAAUCCACAUGCUGAUAAGAUGUUGUCAAUAGCUUGCAACUAUGUCUCUCUUUCUCUUGUUUCCCACCCAAGAGCACGGAAAUAGCAUUAAAAUGUUUCCAUAACCCUCUUUGACCAGAAAGAAUGAAGAUGACUCAACAGAAACGUUAAGAGCUUUUUGCUGGAGAGGCACAGACAGCCGUAUGUGUACACUGAGUAGCUUGUCAUGUAAAUAUUACUUUGGAAGCGGCAGCAUUUGUUUUCAAUAAAGGGACACUAUUUAAAGUGA